ACUAGGAGGAGGUGUAGCAGUCAGGCCGCCGAGCUGCUCGCCAUGUCGCUGUAACUCGGGCCUGCGGCUCCCUGAACGGACUGUAUGCGGCCCGACCUCGCUCUGGAGCUGUCACCGAGCCUAACGGUGCCUAAUGUGGAAUGAACGUUCCAUGUGUCUUAGGCAUGAAUGAAGUGCCCUGGCAGGAGCCCAGAGGAAUGAUGCAUGCAAGCGGUGGGCAGGAAUCCCUUGGGGUUGGAGUAGGGAUUGCCCAAAUUGGUGGAGCAGCAUCAGGGCCACAUAAUCUACAUGCCAUGCCCCCCGGUGCUUCCAGUGCCCAGGUGCCCCUGAGUGGCCGCUCUCAGGAUGAUGCCACAGUGGGAUAUUUCUUCCAGAGACAAGCGGGUGAACAACUGAAUGGCUACUCCAAUAAACACCGUUGGCCUACAGGAGAUAGCAUAGAUGCAGCGGUGAGGCCCGCAGAUGAGAUGAAUAAUGAUUUCCAGGCACUCGCAUUAGAACAUCGUGGAAUGGGGGAGCUUUUACCAGCCAAAAAAUUUUGGGAACCAGACGAUUCUGCAAAAGAUGGACAGAAAGGGAUGUUUCUUGCUGACGAAUGGAGAGAAAACACAUGGGGAGCAUCACACCAUUCCAUGUCCCAGCCUAUUAUGGUACAGAGAAGACCUGGGCAAAGCUUUCAUGGAAACCACGAUGUAAACUCUGUCCUGUCCCCUCGCUCAGAAAGUGGAGGCCUUGGAGUGAGCAUGGUAGAAUAUGUUUUGAGUUCCUCACCAGCUGACAAACUUGACCCACGAUUCAGAAAAGGAGCUUAUGGUGCUAGAGACGAUAUUGAGGGACCAGACAAAGGAGAGCAAAAAGGAAAAGCUUCUCCCUUCGAGGAGGAAAACAAACGGGAUCUUAUAUCUGCAGAUGUUGACGAUGUCUCGAAGUUAAAUGGCAGAGUCAUGCCCAAUGGGAUUGAUACUGACUGCAAAGAUUUCAAUCGCACUCCUGGAAGCCGUCAAGCUUCUCCCACAGAGAUCACUGAGAGAAUUGGCCAAAAUUCUGUUGCUGAUGGCCUAGGACAACUUCAAAACCCUAUGAGCAACAAGCCACUAACAGAUGAAUUUGCCAGUCCUGAAAGCCAAAAUAUUGAUGGCAUUGAACAUGUUGGCCUUGAUUCAUUGCAGUUUGAUUAUCCGGGCAAUCAGCUUCAAAUGGAUUCAACAGGAGGUGGCGUUGGACUGUUUGACUACAAUACUCAGCAGCAGAUGUUCCAGCAGAGGUCCAAUGCUCUAACUGUGCAGCAGCUAACAGCAGCCCAGCAGCAGCAACAGCAGCAACAAUAUGCACUCGCAGCGGCGCAGCAGUCUCAUCUUGCAGGUAUGUUUUCAGCAGGCCUUGCUCCAGCUGCCUUUAUGCCAAAUCCUUACAUCAUCAGCACCGCUCAUCCGGGAACUGAUCCUUAUACAGCCGCGGGUCUGGCUGCUGCAGCAACAUUAGCAGGUCCAACAGUCGUUCCUCCACAAUAUUAUGGCGUUCCUUGGGGAGUGUACCCAGCAGGUUUAUUUCAGCAGCAAGCAGCAGCAGUUGCUGCGUCAGCCACAAACGGAAAUAACCAGCAAGCAACAUCACAGGCUACGCAGGGACAGCAGCAGGUUAUGCGUGCUGCCGCUAAUCAGCGCCCGCUCACACCAAAUCAGGGCCAACAAGGACAGCAGGCAGAGUCCCUUGCUGCAGCUGCAAACUCUGCUAUGGCUUUCGGGCAGGGCCUUGCCACUACCAACAUGUCAGGCUAUCAAGUACUCACACCCACGGCCUACUACGAUCAGACUGGUGCAUUGGUGAUGGGUCCUGGAGCAAGAGCUGGACUUGCCGCCCAAGUGCGAUUAGUGGCAUCUGCACCUGUUCUCAUCAGUCCUGCAGCAGCACAAGCAGCUGCUGCAGCAUCGGCCUCUGGUGCUAACAACCUUACAGGAGCCACAAACAAUAUCUUCCGACCUAUGAGCCAGCAGCAGCAGCAGCAACAGCAACAGCAGCAGAAUGCCAAUCUCCACUCCAACUCUUUCUAUGGAAACAAUGCCCUGACUAACAACAGUCAGAGCAGCUCCCUGUUCUCGCAUGGGCAGGGGCAGCCUGGAAAUGGGUCUCAUGGAUUUGGCAGCAACAACUCCUUGGGUUCAGCCAUUGGAUCUGCUUUUGGGGGAUUUAAUUCAUCAGUUGGCAAUUCCGCAGGUAGUAGUGGCUCAAGGAGAGAUUCCCUGUCUGCUAGCUUUGACUUGUACAAAAGGUCUAGCGGCAGCCUAGCAUCCAUAGGGCAGCCAUUUUACAAUAGCCUGGGAUUUUCCUCCUCUCCGAGUCCAAUAGGCAUGCCUCUACCAAGCCAAACGCCAGGACAUUCACUAACGCCACCGCCAUCCCUUUCAUCACAUGGAUCUUCAUCCAGUUUGCAUUUAGGAGGUCUCACAAAUGGUAGUGGACGCUACAUCUCUGCAGCUCCGGGAGCAGAGGCAAAGUACCGCACUGCAGCCAGCAAUUCCAGCUUUUUCAGUUCCAACAGCCAGCUCUUCCCUCCCUCUCGUCUGCGCUACAACCGCUCUGACAUCAUGCCAUCGGGCCGGAGUAGGCUGCUGGAGGACUUCAGGAACAAUCGUUUUCCAAACCUGCAGCUCAGGGAUCUGAUAGGACACAUAGUGGAGUUUUCCCAAGACCAACAUGGAUCUAGGUUUAUACAGCAGAAGUUAGAACGUGCUACUCCGUCAGAGCGUCAGGUUGUGUUUAGUGAAAUUCUGCAGGCAGCCUAUCAAUUGAUGACCGAUGUUUUUGGAAAUUACGUGAUACAGAAGUUUUUUGAAUUUGGCAGCAUGGACCAGAAACUGGCUUUGGCAACACGUAUACGUGGCCAUGUGCUUCCUCUGGCCCUGCAGAUGUACGGAUGUCGUGUUAUUCAGAAGGCCCUUGAAUCUAUAUCCCCGGACCAGCAGAGUGAAAUGGUGAAGGAGCUGGAUGGUCAUGUACUGAAAUGUGUAAAGGAUCAGAAUGGUAAUCACGUUGUGCAGAAGUGCAUUGAAUGUGUUCAGCCACAGUCACUUCAGUUCAUCAUCGAUGCAUUCAAAGGACAGGUUUAUGUACUUUCCACUCAUCCAUACGGCUGCCGAGUAAUCCAGCGUAUUCUUGAACAUUGCACGUCGGAGCAGACCAUGUCCAUUCUGGAGGAAUUACAUCAAACUACAGAACAGUUAGUGCAGGAUCAGUAUGGGAAUUAUGUCAUACAGCAUGUGUUGGAACAUGGCCGCUCUGAAGACAAGAGCAAAAUAGUGUCUGAGAUAAGAGGGAAGGUCCUGGCUUUAAGUCAGCACAAAUUUGCAAGCAAUGUAGUAGAGAAAUGUGUCACUCACUCUUCCCGGGCUGAGAGAGCACUGCUAAUAGAUGAGGUCUGCUGCCAGAAUGACGGUCCUCACAGUGCCUUAUACACCAUGAUGAAAGACCAGUAUGCCAAUUAUGUGGUGCAGAAGAUGAUCGAUAUGGCCGAGCCAGCCCAACGGAAAAUUAUCAUGCAUAAGAUCCGACCACAUAUCACAACUUUACGUAAAUACACGUAUGGGAAACACAUUUUAGCCAAGCUGGAGAAAUACUACAUCAAGAGUGCUGACCUUGGACCUAUGGUGGGAUCAUCGAAUGGAAUGAUCUAGGGAAAAGAAGCGCACACCUCGAAUAUCUCCAAACAUGUACCAGGAGACAGAUGUCCAUUCAGUUUUGUUAUUUAAUCAACUACACAAGAAAUCCCUUUUAUUUAUUGCAGACCCACUUUGAAAUAUUCUUCUGGGCCUUUUGGCCUUGUUACCAAUUCCAUUUCUCCGGCUCUGGUGGAAGACCAACCCAUCAGUCUAGUUAGCAUAAAAUGAGAGCCUGUAAAUGAUGUAAUUGUAUCAAGCUGUCACAUAUUUUGUAAAUUUAUACCUUGUAAAAUUUCUGUAAAAAGUGGUAGUUUUUAAAGGGAAAGUUCAGUAUUUUAAAUGCCAGUUAGAUGUUUGGGUUGGUCUUUCACAAGUAUGGCAUGGGAGGAUUACUGAAUUGUAUAUAGUUGUUUUUCCCCCAACCCUGCCUUGAAGCUUUUUACUUUUCUCUUAAUCUUUUAAUCUUUGUGGACGAUGUUUUCUGCUUUUCUGUUGAAAUUGAAGCCAAAUAGUUAAACUAGAGGUUCCUGAGCACCACAUCUAUUUAUAUGCAGAUUGGUCACUUGUGCUCAGCCUAGGGCAGAGAUGGGAUUUCCUUAGCACUGCAGGAAUUUAUCGUAAUAAGACAGAACCAUGUUUGAUCUGCAGGCUUAUGACUUGCCAUCGCUGUUCUAGAAUAUUUUUUGGAAUUUGAGUCAAUUAAUAACUAAAGAAAGAUUUGUAAAACAAAACAAAAAAAGGUUGAAUGUAUUUUGUUUUCCCCCUUAAAAGAAAAGGCAGUUGACUUGCUGCCAUCUGGUUUUGAAGCAAAGUAGUUUAAUUUAAAAAUAGUGCAAUCGUGUAUCAAUUCAGCGUACCUUCUUUCUGCACUUGUUUAAGAGUGAGAUGGCUUGUAUUGACCAUCUCUCAAUGUUUAAUGGCUUGUUUAUAUAAAAAUUGAGUUCAGCUUACUCUGUCAGCUAUUUCAUCGCCACCUCAGGUUGUUAGAAUGAGAAAAUGAUAGAAAACAAUGCAGCCAUAAGCCCGUGUUUCCAGACGCCAUCACAUUUUGCAAAUCGCUGCAGCAUUUACUUAGCAGACUUUACACUGGAGACUUUAGAAUUCCCAGAAGAGCAUUGUAUGCAUUGCAAUGUUUGUGUGCUCUAUUCUCUGGGAUUUAAGGGGUUAUUUCCCGCAGCUUUUAUUUCAGUACUGCACAUAAGUAUUUUUUUUUUUCUUUCUUAUACAAUGGUGUGACUUUUUCAGUAGCAACAUAGCGAUUCUUUUGCGGUCUUAUAAUUAGCCAGUAAGAAGUAGUUUAGAGGCAAAGAGACAAUUGGUAGCUUGCCAUUUACGCAUGAUAAAAAAAAAAAAGAAAAAUAUACAAAUAGGAUUUAUAUUAAUUUUCCUUUUCCCCCCUUUCUUUAUAUAAAUAUAUCCUUUUUGUUGUAUAAGUGUAUCUAAUGAAUAGUUGUACGUUUACAGUUUUGAUGUUUAUUACAAGCCUUGCUCAUUUUGUAGUGAACGCUCUGCUUUUGUUGGUUGUACAGAUGUACAUUUGUAAACCUUUAUGCUGUAAAUGUAAUUUCUUUUACCUCUUCGUACGGGGGGGGGGGGGGGGGGUGUGCACACAAUUUGCAUUUUAGUGUACAUUAAGGUCUCUCAAUUGCCUUGGCAAAUAGUGUUGUAUAAUGUAAAUUCCUCUCUGAAUCAAGAACCUUUUUUUUUUCUCUCUUUUUAAAACCCAGUCUUUAUACAGCUUGAAAAUAAAUCUAUAUAUACUAGCUUUGUAUUUACCUACUGCUGGAGAUUAUUUGUUCAUGUUUAUACCACAGCUGUCUAAAUUGUUAAUAGUAAUGAUCAACACCGUACAUUUUGCGUAGUAAAAUAAAAAUCUGAUUUGAGAAGGCUAUAAUAUAUGUAUGUAUAUGUAUGUGUAUAUGUUCCUUUUUUUGUUGUUUUUUUUUCCAAAUAGCCUACUCAAAUUCAAAAGAAAAUAUGUAUGAUACUGUCAGUUUUGGUGAACAUAAGACAUUGUAACAAUAGCCUAAUGACGAUGUAAGUUUACAAGCGGCCUUAUGUACAUUUCCCAAUCUUUUUAAAGGCAAAAUUGUGACCAUGUGUAUAAUUAAAAUACUUUUUAAUCACUUU
This is a messenger RNA of Pelobates fuscus (common spadefoot toad), 5786 nucleotides long. It is a transcript of the gene PUM2, whose product is annotated as pumilio RNA binding family member 2. The transcript has 22 exons. Gene Ontology annotation, molecular function: mRNA 3'-UTR binding. The record is from RefSeq and is a predicted model, not a curated record. The coding region runs from base 141 to 3671 and encodes 1176 amino acids. Gene Ontology annotation, cellular component: cytosol; cytoplasm. Lineage: Eukaryota; Metazoa; Chordata; Amphibia; Anura; Pelobatidae. Gene Ontology annotation, biological process: miRNA processing; regulation of mRNA stability.